AUGGCUUUCCUCACGCGGCUGAGGGUGCCAUCCGUGGCAGCCCUCCUCGCUGUGAUUGCGCUGCCAUGGCUAGAUACGGUCAGCGCGCAAAAGAGCGCGGCCGACUACUUUGUCCACGAAUUACCCGGCGCCCCCCCGACACCCUUCGUCAAGAUGCAUGCUGGACACAUCGAAGUCACACCGGAGCACAACGGAAACCUUUUCUUCUGGCACUACCAGAACCAACACAUUGCUAAUAGACAACGGACGGUCAUCUGGCUGAACGGAGGCCCAGGGUGUAGCUCUGAGGACGGUGGUCUGAUGGAGAUCGGUCCCUAUCGUCUGAAGGAUGACAAGACUUUGACAUUGAAUGAUGGAUCAUGGCAUGAAUUUGCGAACCUGCUUUUCGUCGACAACCCUGUCGGCACCGGGUUCAGCUACGUCGACACCGACUCAUACGUUACCGAGCUGGAUGAGAUGGCCGACCAGUUUGUCACGUUCCUCGAGAAAUGGUUCGCCCUCUUCCCCGAGUACGAACAAGAUGAUAUCUACAUCGCCGGAGAGUCCUACGCCGGACAGCACAUCCCCUAUAUCGCGAAGGCCAUGCUUGAACGAAACAAGAAGCCCGGUGUGGCUCACACAUGGGCACUCAAAGGUCUCCUGAUCGGCAACGGGUGGAUCUCACCUCCAGAGCAAUACGAAGCGUAUCUUGAUUUCGCAUACGAGAAGGGCAUCGUCAAGAAGGGCAGCGAGACGGCCAAGAAGAUCGAGGUGCAGCAUAGAAUCUGCCAGAAGGAUCUGGCCGUCGACAGCAACAAGGUCGACCACGCUUCCUGCGAGAACAUUCUGCAGGAUAUCUUGCAAUUUACAACCACCCCUGGAUCUGAUGGCAAACAGCAGUGCGUCAACAUGUACGAUGUGCGGCUCACAGACAGCUACCCGUCGUGCGGCAUGAACUGGCCGCCGGAUCUGGUGCAUGUGACUCCUUACCUGCGCAGGAAGGACGUUGUGGAGGCCCUCCACAUCGACGAGGCCAAGAACACUGGGUGGUCGGAGUGCAGCGGAGCUGUGGGCAGCCACUUCCGCGCAUCCAACUCGGUCCCAGCCGUUAAAUUUCUCCCGGACAUUUUGAAGGAGGUCCCCAUACUUCUGUUCUCCGGCGCGGAGGAUCUGAUCUGCAACCACCUUGGCACUGAGGCCUUCAUCGGCAACAUGGAGUGGAACGGCGGGAAAGGCUUCGAGCUGUCGCCCGGCACGUGGGCGCCACGCAGGGAGUGGACCUUCGAGGGAGAGGUUGCCGGCUUUUGGCAGGAGGCCCGAAACCUGACGUACGUGCUUUUCUACAACAGCUCCCACAUGGUGCCCUUCGACGUGUCGCGUGCGUCGCGAGACAUGCUGGACCGUUUCAUGGGCGUGGACAUCAGCAGCAUCGGCGGCAAGCCCACGGACUCCUACCUGGACGGCGAACGUCUUCCCGAGACGUCUGUUGGCGGCACAGCGGGCAACAGCACCGCUGCCCAGGAGGCCGAGAAGGAGAAGCUCGAGGCGGCCAAAUGGGCCGCUUACCAGCGCUCAGGCGAGGUCCUCCUGGUCAUCGUUUCAGUUGCAGCGGCAGCGUGGGGAUACUUUGUCUGGAAGGAGCGCCGGAAGAGAAAGGGCCUGGGAUAUCUCGGUCUCUCGCAGGGCAGUUCCAUCGGUUUGCAGACCAGCCAGAGGCGGGAUUUCCGCAGCCGAGGAUCAACGAAUGCCAGGGAUCUCGAGGCUGCGGAUUUUGACGAGGCGGAACUGGACGACCUCCAUGUUGAGUCGCCGACAGUAGAGGGACACGAAGAGGGGGUUCUCGGGACCGAUAGGAGGUACAGCCUGGGUGGUGACAGCGAUGAGGAGAGCUCUAGCGGAGCAAAGAAGGAGGCCAGCGGGAAGAGGGCGCGUUAA
Molecule: messenger RNA, 1914 nt
Organism: Diaporthe citri
Lineage: Eukaryota; Fungi; Ascomycota; Sordariomycetes; Diaporthales; Diaporthaceae
Exons: 3
Coding region: 1-1914 (637 amino acids)
Biological process (GO): apoptotic process; proteolysis
Cellular component (GO): trans-Golgi network
Molecular function (GO): serine-type carboxypeptidase activity
Source: RefSeq, a predicted model, not a curated record